UGCCACAGGCUUACCACACGCUCCUUCGGGAUUUUAUUUUAUUUUUUAGCCUCUUCAGUCUUGCAGGUACAUGACAGCUGUAUGAAAAACCGCAAAGACGAAAGAAUAUUCAUCUGAAUGUCUCCAUCUCAACAUCCGCUGUGCUGAACGAUGUAACUCGUCGCGAGGGUUUGAUGACGGGCUGAAGCGGGGAUGAUGUGGAGCUGUCCGCGGUGCUGAACCGCCGCUGAGCGCGGUGCUGAAAUCGAGCUCAUCAGACCCACAGCGACAUUCAUCGACGUGAAUGCAAGACCAGCGGAGGACAUUCACAUCUAGCCAUCGUGGAAAGGAUGAGGAGGGAUUUCAUGCCCACUCUGCUGCUCAUAUUGAGCUGUUUUGGAGCGUCGUGGGUCUUGGCUGAAAGUUUGGCUGCUCCAGUAAACGUGUCCAUCAGAGAUCUAAAGGGAAGCUCUGCUGUGGUGACAUGGGACAUCCCAGAUGGGGAGCCAGUCAUCGGCUUCGCCAUCACACAACAGAAAAAAGAUGUUCGCAUGCUGCGCUUUAUCCAAGAAGUGAACACUACCACACAGAGUUGUGCAUUGUGGGAUCUGGAGGCAGAUACGGACUAUAUAAUACAUGUCCAGUCUAUCAGUACAAGCGGGACGAGUCCCCUCAGUGAACCGCUGCAUUUCAAAACCCCCAAAGAUGCUGAAACACAGGCCUCCAAGAGCAAAGACGAAGUGACCAUGGAAGAAGUGGGUCAGAACGCUCAGCUCCGGGCAGUAGAGCUCGUCAUCAUUGUUGUGGUUCUGAUCAUGUGGGCAGGUGUGAUCGCGCUCUUCUGCCGUCAGUACGACAUCAUCAAAGACAACGAGCCCAACAAUAACAAGGAUAAAGCCAAGAACUCGUCUGAAUGCAGCACCCCUGAGCAUUCAUCAGGUGGCCUGCUGCGCAGUAAGGUAUAACCGCUGCCCUGUGACAGUUCAGACCACGCAGGCAGUUCUCCAAGAACAACAACAAUAACCGAACGCAACCUGUGAACAAGAUCAAAGGGUGACAGGAAUGGUUUCUGCUUCAAUGGAUUCUGCUAUUACCACAUGGCUACAGAGGCCAUAUGUGCGCAUCCUCAAAACAGGAAGUAGGAAUAUUGGAAGUUUCCUGAAAUUGGCUGGAAUAAUACGGCCAGCACAGCGAGCAUCUGAAAGAGAGGCCAGAAAAGUGUACUUUCACACAGGCCCGCUAUUUCCGCAGCAGUUUGGAGAUAAGACCAAAUCUGUGGCUUUUCGAGACAAGAGAAAACCCUCUGAAAGAAACUUUUAAACUGCUGAGCUUUGCUCCUUUAUCUGGUUUUCUCUUUUGCCCAGUUCAAAUGGCUUGAUCCAUAUUCAUCUCAAUUGUUAAGAAGGCUUUUAUAACAAGGUAACUAGUAAGCCUCUAAAUACAGAAAAUAUAUUUC
This is a messenger RNA of Carassius auratus (goldfish), 1435 nucleotides long. Its product is annotated as fibronectin type III domain-containing protein 5-like. Bases 330 to 944 code for a protein of 204 amino acids. Lineage: Eukaryota; Metazoa; Chordata; Actinopteri; Cypriniformes; Cyprinidae. The record is from RefSeq and is a predicted model, not a curated record. Gene Ontology annotation, cellular component: extracellular region; plasma membrane. Gene Ontology annotation, molecular function: protein binding. The transcript has 6 exons.